Chiloscyllium plagiosum (whitespotted bambooshark) is the source of this 4986-nucleotide messenger RNA. NCBI's taxonomy places the organism in Eukaryota, Metazoa, Chordata, Chondrichthyes, Orectolobiformes, Hemiscylliidae. The record is from RefSeq and is a predicted model, not a curated record.
AUGUUGACUGAGCUGAGUCUCAGCUUGGGGUCUUUGAGCAGCUGCCAAAGACAGGGCACAGCUCCGCCCCAGGGGUGGAAUAAUGGCAGGCUCGCCGGCAGACUCAGCGAUUGGCCGGGGCUGCUUGUCACUCGCAGGAGCCCGAUCUGUGUCAGUGAAGAGGGCGAGAGAUUUACUCACAAAAAGCCACAUAGUGACUUUGCUGGUGAAGCCAUUCAAGUCGCAAGUGCUGCUGCAGGAGCUGGAGGUGAGCAGCCAGUCCAUCAUCAUCUGUCAGCGCUUGGGUGGCGGCAGCUGGGUGACAACAGCGAAUACGAAAUUGUGACUCCAUAUGAAGCUGACAGCAGUGGUGAUUAUAUAUCUCUCUCCGUAAUCCAUCAACAGAGAAAGAAGCGAUCAGUUCAUAAUGUUGGUGAUGAAUCUCUCUACUUCAAACUCAGUGGGUUUGGCCAGGACUUUCAUUUGGAGCUAAGAACUUCCAAGGACCUAACGCCUCCUGGAUUUACAGUUCAGACUUUAGGAAAACAAGGCUUAAAAUCUGUAGAGCAUUAUCACCCAGAGGAGCUGUGCUUCUAUCAAGGUGCUUUAAUAUCACAUAACAAAUCUUCAGUGGCACUUUCUACAUGCAAAGGCUUGUCAGGUUUGAUCAGGACAGAAGAAGCUGAUUACAUUUUGACACCUCUACCUCAGCACCUUGCACUUAAGCACAAUUACACAGCACCUAAAGGGCACCAUCCACAUGUCCUCUAUAAGAGAUCUGCAGAGCCAAAAGUGCACCAUCAAAAUAACGAGGUAACCAUAAAUCAAAGGUCUAUGGGAAUUGGAUAUUAUGAUCAUAAGUAUCGACACCAACACCGACGUCGUAAUGACUACAAGCAUGGACAACUUCAAAAGCAACACUACUGCGGAAGACGCAAGAAAUAUAUGCCAAAACCCCCAGAAACAGACAUGUAUAUUCUCCCAGAUGAGUAUCGGUUCUUACCCAGGAACAAGCGGUCCUUGUUCAAGAUGCGGAAGAAUGAAAAGCUUAAUGUGGAAACUUUAGUUGUGGUGGACAAGAAGAUGAUUGAAAACCAUGGCAGUGAAAACAUAACUACUUAUGUGUUAACUAUACUAAAUAUGGUGUCCACUCUGUUUAAGGAUGGCACGAUAGGAGGAAACAUAAAUAUUGUAAUCGUUGGGAUUGUCCUGCUUGAAGAAGAUCAGCCAGGUCUUUUAAUAAACCAUCAUGCAGAUCGCACUUUGAACAGCUUCUGUCAGUGGCAGUCGGGAUUGGUGGGCAAAGAUGGUAAUCGUCAUGAUCAUGCCAUUCUGCUGACAGGCCUUGACAUUUGUUCUUGGAAGAAUGAGCCUUGUGAUACUUUAGGUGAACUCAUUAAAUGUUCACUUCUUUUUUUUAAUUUUAACCUAAACUUACCACUUCCUUCCAGCUUUGGUAUGAUUCAUGAUGGAGAAGGAAAUGUAUGCAAGAAAUCCGAGGGUAAUAUCAUGUCACCAACACUUGCAGGGCACAAUGGGGUCUUCUCGUGGUCAGCCUGCAGCCGGCAAUAUCUCUAUAAGUUUCUGAGCACGUCCCAGGCAACUUGUCUUGUUGAUGAACCAAAGCCAGCAAAUGAGUACAGAUACCCUGAUAAGCUGCCAGGAGAACUCUAUGAUGCCGACACUCAAUGCAAGUGGCAGUUUGGGGUGAAGGCCAAACUCUGCAGGCUGGAUUUUAAAAAGGAUAUCUGUAAAGCACUUUGGUGCCAUAGAGUUGGCCGAAGAUGUGAAACAAAGUUCAUGCCAGCUGCUGAGGGCACUGUUUGUGGGCUCAACCGGUGGUGUCGCCGUGGGCAAUGUGUGAAACAUGGAGAUUCAGGGCCAAAGCCUAUAAAUGGUCGUUGGUCAAGCUGGUCAAUGUGGUCACCUUGUUCGAGGACCUGUGGAGGAGGAGUAACAAACCGAGAACGUCAGUGUACAAACCCAAGGCCACAGUAUGGAGGAAAGUUCUGUGAUGGUACUCAUCGUACAUACAAGCUUUGCAAUAAUCAAAAAUGCCCUAAAAAUAGCAUUGAUUUUAGAUCACAGCAGUGUGCUGAAUACAACAGCAAGCCAUUCCGAGGGUGGUACUACAACUGGAAGCCAUAUGUUCAUGUUGAAGACCAUGAUCUUUGCAAACUGUACUGUGCGGCUGAAGAUUUUGACUUCUUCUUUGCUCUUUCAAGUAAAGUCAAAGAUGGAACACCAUGCUCCGAGGAAAGAGCUGAUGUGUGCAUUGAUGGUGUAUGUGAGGCAGUUGGAUGCGACCGUGUACUGGGUUCUAAUGCUGUGCCUGAUGCAUGUGGGGUCUGCAAAGGAAACAACUCAACCUGUAAAAUCUAUAAGGGCCAAUACAGCAAACAGCACUACGUCAACCAAUACUACACAGUCGUUGUUAUUCCUGCAGGGGCGCGUAGCAUUCGUGUAUAUGAGGUAAACAUCUCCAACGCUUAUAUUGCUGUUCGAAACCAACAGCAAAAAUAUUAUCUCAAUGGCCAUUGGACAUUGGAUUGGCCUGGACGGCACAGAUUUUCUGGCACAAUAUUUGAUUACAAAAGGCCCUUCAAUCACCAGGAAAGCCUUUCAGCCAUGGGCCCUACGAAUGAAACACUGGUGAUAGAGAUACUACUUCAGGGCAAAAAUCCAGGGAUUGGAUGGGAAUAUGCCUUGCCAAAAUCAUCGACUGAAAAUAAAACAGCUCCGAAACACAAUUACACAUGGGCUAUUGUUCGCUCUGAAUGCUCAGCAUCUUGUGGAGGAGGUCGGAUGGCAACAAAAGUAGCAUGUUACCGUGAUCUUCGUGCUCAGGUAAACCUCUCUUUCUGCAAUCCAUGGAGUCGACCAGCCACUGGCGUCAUCUCUUGCAAUGUACAGGCAUGCCCUGCAAGCUGGGCUGUUGGUGACUGGGGAGAAUGUAGCCAAGCGUGUGGAAGAGGUGAACAGCUAAGACAAGUCCGCUGCACUCGAAGAGUCGCUUACAAUAAGCUAGAAGAUGUGCAUCAUGCAUUGUGUCCAUAUCCAAUGCCAGUCCGAAAGCAAGCAUGCAAUAUUCAUAACUGUCCACCUGCAUGGAGUGUGGGAGCUUGGUCUGAGUGUUCCCGAACAUGUGGAAAAGGGUGGAAAAAGAGGACUGUUGUUUGCAAGAGUACAAAUCCGACUCCCAGAUCUCAGAUCCUACAUGGAAGUGCUUGCAAGGCCAAAGAAAAACCUAAAACCCAGGAAACCUGCUUGUUGAAACGCUGUCAUAAACAUCGCAAAAUGCAGUGGUUUAUAUCCACAUGGGCCGAGUGUUCUGUAACCUGUGGUAAAGGGAUUCAGAAGAGACAUUUAAAGUGUGCAAACAAAGAGAACUCUGGAAAAUACAAAGAAUUUGCUUACAAAAGAUGUAAUCACUUGCCAAGACCUAACUUGGAGCUGGAAAGAACAUGCAUUCUAAGUGCAUGUCCAAAACCACCAAGUGAAAGAGGUUUCAGCAAUGCACUAGCAAGCUGGUAUGCCUCACCUUGGUCACAGUGCUCUGUUAGCUGUGGAGGAGGGGUGCGAGCCCGUGCAGUUCAGUGUCUUGCAUACGGCCGACCUACCUCAGGGUGCCUACUGCAUCAAAAACCUCUCGCUACAGAAGCUUGCAAUACCAAUUUCUGUCCUCUGCCUGAAAAGAAAGAUGUCUUUUGCAAAGAUUAUUUCAACUGGUGCUACCUGGUACCCCAGCAUGGUGUUUGCGGUCAUAAGUUCUACGGCCAGCAGUGUUGCAAGUCGUGCUCCACGUCAAAUGUAUAGAAGAACCAAUAAACGAACAAAAUGCAUUAAUUUCUUUAUAAGGAAGCUGCACAUUGUAAUUUUGGUUGCAUCUGAUGAUUGAAGAGGUAAAGACUAAUCAGGUUCUGACUUGUAUGUGAAACCUAGCAGCAUUCCACCUGUCAAUCAAUGUGAUAAAAGAGAGCUUUUCUUGCAUAUAUUACUAUCACCAGAUCAGCAAAACCUUUGCAGCACUGCCCAUAUUUGAGUGUUUCGGUCCGCAAGCAACAAUCAACAAUGUACCUACAAUACCAUGUACUUAAGUGCAAGAUUGAAAAAUAUACCAGUUUUUCAAAGGAGGUGUUAUAUGUUAUUGACCUACACAAUCUGGCUAUGUGAACUGAACUGAGCAAAGAUUUUGAAAACCAGAAGGCAUUCAAAAUACUGUGUAAACAAAAGUCGAGGGGGGUUGGGGAAAGUGUGGGAGGAAUCUGAAUUGAACUUUCUCAACCCAUUUAUUUACCUCAUUUAAAUAAAUUGAUGACCAUUAAAUAAAACACACUGUGCUAUAUUUAAACCUACUGUAGCUAUUUUGCCAUUGUAGUGAACUCUUUGACCCACUGUUUUCAAGAAACAUUAGCCUACAAGUGAUUCAAUGGUGCUUUUUGACUCCAGUAAGGGCAUGUAACUGUUUAUUAUUAAAUUAUGCUCUCAAAACAUAUAGUAAAAACUGCAGUAGCAGAUACAAAUGAACCAUUUUGAGAAAGGAGAUCAUAAUUACGUCAGAACGUAACAAAAUUUGAAGGUGCUUUAUUUAUUUAUCAAACUGGUCUUUUUAGCAUUGGUAACCAUCCUUACAGAAAAUGAAGAUCCCUUCUGUGCACUACUCUAAUUGUCUCCAUCUCCUUAAUGGUAUACACAUUAUUCGGUGUCAUUUUAAACUAUCAUUCAAUGUAAUAUUUUCACUUUGUUAUUGUUGAGCUUCAUGGUACCACUAAAUUAACAAUGGUGCUUUCAAGUACAACAUUAUUAGAUUUUUUUAAGGAAGACGUUCUAAUUUAUUUACAAAUAUCUUGCAAAUUUGUUCAAAUGUUUGCCUUUUGCAAAAAAAAAUGCACAGUUUAAAAUAAUCAGAAUUGUUGAAGUAUCUUGGUUGGUUUAAACUUUAUGCAAUUCUGUGCAGUAAUACUGUAAACAUUUUUCACCCAGCUGUGAGAAAAUAUUUAUGUUUUU